Messenger RNA from Diachasmimorpha longicaudata, 5087 nucleotides. It is a transcript of the gene Vinc, whose product is annotated as vinculin. Gene Ontology annotation, cellular component: focal adhesion; adherens junction; cell-cell contact zone. The transcript has 22 exons. Gene Ontology annotation, molecular function: alpha-catenin binding; structural molecule activity; beta-catenin binding. The record is from RefSeq and is a predicted model, not a curated record. Bases 732 to 3938 code for a protein of 1068 amino acids. Gene Ontology annotation, biological process: cell adhesion. NCBI's taxonomy places the organism in Eukaryota, Metazoa, Arthropoda, Insecta, Hymenoptera, Braconidae.
GCAGUCCAACGAGCACAAUCCAUAAGCAGUGAAGGCUAUUUCUUUAUGGAAUAAUUCCAGGCAGCAGAAAGAUUAUUGACGAUAAAUGGAGUGGUGUUAAUCUGUAGACAUGCUCAAGUAAACAAUUGGAGAUAUCUGGACGGAAGCCCAACACAAGCCAUUGAUUGCUUCAGUAGAGAAAAUGACAUCUGUAGAAUUCAAUAUGUGUGCGACGGAGUAAUAUACACCUAUGGUGGCAUCAAAACAGAGAUUACCAAUGGCAAAUAAGAUAGGGAAUGGAACUCAAAAUUAGGACAUCGGUCGAAGACAAUGCAUAAUUCAUGAGUAUUUCCAGUUCUUGGAAGUCUAUCUUUGGAAAACUGAAAAUACUGCUAUACAUUACAACAGACCGAAGAGAAGAAAAACAACAGUUUGAAUACUCUCCGAGUAUAGCCGAAGCCCACGAUCAGGAACGAGGCCUACGAGUAUCUCCGGCUGUGUCAGUAAAGUCACUCUCAGUAGUUGGUGCUACGUGGGAGAGAGUAGGAGAGACUUGACAUAUUUUUUUUUCCUCGACGCGAGACGCGACUGAAGGCCCCAGUGCUUUAAGCUUCAACCAAGUGCCUCAAUUCCUCGUAUCACUCCAUUAAAGCUACUUACAAACUAAUGUGUAUUCACAUAGGCCUUUAAAUACGUUAAUUGAAGUGAGCAUUUCAGUUGCCGUGAAAAGUGAUUUUUUGAGGUUUACUAACAUGCCGGUGUUUCACACGAAGACCAUCGAGAGUAUCCUCGAGCCUGUGGCACAGCAGGUCUCGCGGCUCGUGAUUCUUCAUGAAGAGGCUGAAGAUGGCAACGCUAUGCCUGACCUUGGCCGUCCUGUCCAGGUGGUCAGCAUGGCAGUGACAAAUCUUGUCAAAGUUGGAAAAGAAACAAUCAAUUCCUCGGACGAUGCGCUACUUAAGCAAGACAUGCCCUCAGCAUUGCAGCGGGUUGAGGGGGCUUCUAGGCUGUUGGAGGAGGCUUCAGCAUUGCUUAAACAUGAUCCGUACUCAGGACCAGCUAGAAAAAAACUGAUAGAAGGCUCUCGUGGAAUUCUCCAAGGCACGAGUUCCCUUCUUCUCUGUUUCGACGAAAGUGAAGUGAGAAAAAUCAUUCGUGAAUGUAAACGGGUAUUGGAUUAUCUCGCUGUAACCGAAGUGAUUGAAACAAUGGAGGAUCUUGUCCAUUUUUUGAAGAAUUUAAGCCCCUGUCUGAGUAAAGUUUCGCGUGAAGUUAGCGCGAGGGAGAAGGAAUUGACGCACCAGGUGCACAGAGAAAUUCUAGUCCGUUGUUUGGAUCAAGUCAAGACACUGGCCCCUAUUCUUAUAUGCUCGAUGAAAAUAUUCAUUCACAUUAUAUCACAAGGUGGCAAGGGAGCUGAGGAGGCAGCCGAAAAUCGUAAUUACUUAUCUGGGCGAAUGUCGGAUGAGUUGAAUGAAAUCAUUCGGGUUCUCCAACUUACUACUUAUGAUGAGGAAGAGUGGGAUGCUGAUCAAUUAACGGUUUUAAAGAAGGCUCAGAGUGCUAUUGAGUCUCGUGUACGAGCAGCACACGAUUGGCUCGACGACGGAAGGGCAAUGCGUGGUGGUGUCGGUGAAAAGAGUAUUAGACAAAUUAUUGAACAGGCAGAGAGGCUGGCUGAGAGAUAUUUACACCCAAUGCAGGCAGAACCCCUAAGAAAACUCGCUGGUGAAAUUUCAACUAUGACAGAUGCACUCUGUGAGCUUCGUCAGGAUGGCAAAGGAACUACACCACAAGCAGAGUCCCUCGCUCGUGGAAUAAAGGAUAAAUUGAAUGAACUCCGAUCGUCAGUGGCAUCUGCUCUUGUGGCAGCUGACAAGUCUGGGCUUGCUCAGACGGCGCACACAGUAGCUGGACGUCUUGAGCAGGCUAACAAGUGGUUAUUAAAUCCUCAACAAGAUGACAAGGGACUAGGACAGAGAGCCAUUGCCAUGAUUAUUCAUGAAGGCAAAAAGCAGGGUAUAGCCUAUGUUGCUGAGGGUCUGCCAGGCAUUCACAAAGCAGAAAUCCUCCAGUUAUGCGACGAAGUCGAUACUCUAUCCCAUCAACUGGCCGACCUCUGUGCUCAUGGUCAAGGCAACACUCCACGAGCUCAAGAAAUAGCUCGUCAAUUGUCGCAGAAACUCUACGAAUUGAAAAAUCGCAUUCAACAAGCGGUUGUCUCUCGAGUAGUCGAGGAUUUCAUCGACAUAACAACCCCAUUGAAACAAUUCACCGAUGCCGUCUUGAUCCCUGAGGGUACCCCAGGACGUGAACAGAAUUUCAAUGAAAAAACACACACUCUCCAGAGUUUCUCUAGCAGGGCAGCUAAAACCGCCAGAAUGGUGGCCGCUGGAGGCAGCGGAGGUAACAAAAAACUCGCUGAGGCACUUCUCACUAGUGCAUCACAAGUAGAAUCACUGACGCCACAGUUGGUCAAUGCUGGGAGAAUCAGGAUGAGCUAUCCAGAGAGCAAAGCAGCGCACGAGCAUUUUGAAAAUUUACGUCAACAAUUUGCUGAGACAAUGCAGAGAACCCGAGGUCUCUGUGAUGAAGCAACUGAUAGUGCAGAUUUUAUAAGAACUUCGGAGGAGCAGAUGCAAAAGCACGCUUUUCUGUGUGAAGAGGCCAUUGUAAAGCAACAUCCACAAAAGAUGGUGGACAAUACUGCUGCCAUUGCUAGACUAGCUAAUCGCGUUAUUCUUGUAGCUAAACAGGAGAGCGAUAACAGCGAGGAUUUACCCUAUAUACAAAGAGUCAAUCAGGCCACAGAUGUACUUCAGCACUCUGUAACACCUAUGGUGCAGGAUGCCAAGUCUGUAGCUAUGAAUAUAACGGAUGGACCUGCUAUUUCAAGGUGGAGGGAGAGCAAUCGAGCGUUGCUCAAUAGUGUGGGACAAGUUCGAAGGGCUGUUCACACAGAUCAAAGGACAUCUCCAGACUUGUCGCAAUUACGGAUUAAUGAUGAGGCUAAAGUGCCACCACCUAGGCAUACGUUUUUCGCUGAUAAAGUGGGUGAACCGCUGAGAAAUCAGCCGUCUCCCAGCAAUUUGAAAGCGAUCAGUCCUAUCCUGGGUGGCGGAAAACCACAGCACGGCUCUGUUAGUCCUCUACCCAAAUGGGCACGCGGAGGAGAUAACCCAGCUCUUCUAUACGAGGAACUAGCGUCUGAUGAUGUUGACAAAUCGCCUCACGUAGGAGGACACUACGAUAAUAAUUAUCGGAAUGAGGAGGACGAUGAUAUGGCGCCACCGAGGCCUCCACUACCCGGCAGUGAUGUGGCACCCCCACGUCCUCCACCUCCGGAAACUGACGAUGAGGACGAAAUGUUCAUGCAUGCACCUCAACCAAAUCAACCUAUCAUGAUGGCUGCUCAUGGUCUUCAUCAAGAGGUGCGUCAAUGGUCUAGCAAGGACAAUGAUAUUAUUGCAGCAGCAAAGAAAAUGGCAAUUCUCAUGGCAAGACUGUCUGGGCUUGUCCGAGGUGAAGGUGGCAAUAAGCGUGAUUUAAUCGCGUGUGCUAAGGACAUUGCUGAAGCUUCACAGGAGGUUACUCAUCUUGCUAAAGAGCUUGCCCGAGAAUGCACGGACAAGCGUAUCAGAACGAAUUUAUUACAAGUGUGCGAGAGAAUUCCCACUAUUGGAACUCAAUUAAAAAUCCUGUCAACGGUAAAAGCUACGAUGCUAGGUGCUCAAGAAAUGCUCCCCACCUGGGAAGAGCUGAUGCUAUAUGAUGAAAUUAUCGGAUGCAGUACUGAGGAGGAUCAAGAGGCAACUGAUAUGCUAGUUGGCAAUGCCCAAAAUUUGAUGCAGAGUGUAAAAGAAACAGUCCGUGCUGCUGAGUGUGCCAGUAUUAAAAUUCGUACAGCAUCGGGAAUGAAAUUACGCUGGGUAAGACGUCAGCCUUGGUACCAAUACUAAAUCUAGCAUCAUCCGUCUUUCAUUCGCCGACACAAUUCGAUCCACUGCAGAACAGUACAUCUACCAUUUUCCAUGAGUGGAAUAUGACGACUACUUGAAAUAUUAAUUACAUCAAAUAAAAUCCAUCCAAGAGUUCACACAGGCUUUCGUAUGAAUAAUCAACUUAUAACUGUAUUAUUAAUAGUUCAUCAAUUAAUUUCACCUUUCUGAGAUCUACAGAGGACAGCAGAGUAAACUCCGUCUUAAAAUUUAAAGUUCUAAACUUAAAAAAUUGUCGUUGUUUAUAUACUGAAGUAAUGAAGAUAAUGGAGUCUCCAUUGUGGGGUUCCAAUAAGACAGUCUUAAUAAUAAUUAACCAUCAUAAUUAGUUUAACAAGGUAUUUAGUAAAAGUUAUGGUAAAAUUUCACUGAUGAAUUGACAUCCAUAUUGAACUUUCAUUAUUUGAUCUAUGCUUCACUUUUACGAGAAAGGUUCAAUAAAAAAUAGAUCAAUAAAAUCAGCUGCAUUAAAAUAAAUUAGUUCUAUAAACUUUUUCUAAUGAAUAUCUUGUACAGGACAUUUCAAUGAAAGUGGUAAAAAAUUACUAGAAUGUUUAAUAGAAAUCUAACUAAAAUUUUUUGUUCGUGAUAACCUAUGGCCUAAGUGAUCAUUAUUACUCAAAUUUUCGCGCUCGCAAUUUGACCACUAUUUAGUCUGGCCUUAAAAUAUGAAUUAUUAAUAGUUCGUGAUCAACAGAAACAUCAUAUUUACAACAUUGAAGAAUUUUUUCAAUGGUAUUUUUCCACUGAUACACGAUUUCAAUAUUCUGCCUUAGACGAAUUUCUCAUCUAUUUUUGUAAGAAUCCCUGUGUGUUAACAAUUUUUAAUUUUUUAAUUGAUAUAUGAACAAAAAAAAAAUUGUUUAUUUUUUUGAAUUCCUAGAUCUUCCAAACAAAGUUGGUGCUUAAUGGUAGUGCAAUAGAAAUAUUUCAUGAUGAUUCUGUCCAAACUAAAACAAUCGCCUAGUUUAUGACCAAUAUUAUAUAUUUUUCAAUUCAUCUAUUGGAUUGUUUAAUUAAUUUUCUAUUUAUUGUAAUCAAUGAAAUAUCAUUCAUUAAUGUAAGAAACAACGAUGAAUAUUGCCAUAAUAAAUUAAUUUCGUGGAUUUA